Triticum aestivum (bread wheat) is the source of this 639-nucleotide messenger RNA. RefSeq lists its product as uncharacterized. NCBI's taxonomy places the organism in Eukaryota, Viridiplantae, Streptophyta, Magnoliopsida, Poales, Poaceae. Bases 128 to 400 code for a protein of 90 amino acids. The record is from RefSeq and is a predicted model, not a curated record. The transcript has a single exon.
AAACGCCCCGCCCCUGCUCGUCGGUACACAGCGUCGCCUCGACUCAACCAGAGCACAUAAUAAGAAUCAAACAACGCAACCUCUGCGCGCGAGAGAUCGACACAUCCAUCGGAAUCACAAGACAGAGAUGAGCUCGUCGGCGGCCAAGAAGGGGGCGUCGCUGGUGGCGGCGACGAGCAUGGCGGCCGUGGAGGCGCUCAAGGACCAGGCGGGGCUGUGCCGCUGGGACUACGCGCUCCGCUCGCUCUACCACCGCGCCGUCCCGGCGUCCCUAUCCUCCUCCUCCCAGCACGCCGGGAGCGGCAGCGCGGCGGCCGUCGGCAGGGCUGCGCGGCCCAGGCGAUCCGAGGAGGAGAAGCUGCACAAGGCGUACCACAUCGUCUGCUGGGGACCCAACUGAACUGAUUGUAAUAGCCAAACUGAUUAGCACUAAUAAGCACAUUCGUGUUCUGCUUCUCCAUUUCUAUUCCUUCCCAUCUUGGUUAUCCGUGAACGGUGUGUAAACCGAGAUAUAAGCAUCCACGGUUUGUAAAUCGAGAUAUAUGUUUCAAGGUGUGUCAUGCACUCGGCCCUCUGAUCUGAGGCGAGCUGCCAAGUGAUAGAUGAGGCAAAUAUAAGGAAAUGGCAUUGUUCCUGUUC